AUGGGGGCUUUCUUGUGCUUGCGAUGUACAUCGGCAGGCGCAUUCAACCUGACCCUCCUUCACACGGCUGACACCUCGUCAACUGUCACCGCCGCGGAUGACUAUGGGAAAGCCUGCCAGCCCGUCAACGACUCCACCUUCUCGUACACGAGCUUCAGCGACGUGAACUGCUAUGGCGGCGCCGCUCGCAUGCGCACCCUCAUCGAGCGCGAGGGUGCGCGAUCCAACCACGUCUUCCUCGUCGACGCCGGUAUCAGCCUUGCAUACUCCCUCUACUUCUACCUCUACAGCUCGCCGCUCAUCGCCGACUACUUUGGCCUCCUCGGCUACGAUGCCGUCUCCUGGCAGGCGGCUGACCUGGCCAGCCAGCUCCACGUGGGGGAGUUCAUGCUGCGGGCCCACGACAACAACUCGGGGAUGCAGUUCGUCUGCAGCAACAUCCAGGGCUUCAACGCGCCCGCAGGGACCACCCUCUCUCGCUAUUUCAUCAAGACCUUCGCCGACACCGGCCACGAGGUGGGCUACAUCUCGACGCUCUCGGCCAACGUCGCGUCGAUGAUCCGCGCGCCCAACGUCAGUGCCACUGACGAAGCCCAGGCGCUGCGCGAAGGUCUGGCCGCGCUGGUCAACAAGGGGGUCGACAAGGUCGUGGCCACCGUCAGCAGCAACGUCACGGCCGAGCUGGUGCUCACCUCCGUGCCAGGCAUCGACGUGCUCAUCGUGCCCGGCCAGCUCCAGUCCAACAACGCCUCCGGCUUCCUUGCCAGCCGAGUCGGACCCUAUCCAAUGGUCUACGAGACAGACUGGGGGCAGCCAGUCCUCGUCGUGUCCUCGGGCACGUUUGGGCGCCUGAUGGGCGUGCUCCACAUCGAGUUCGACGACCAUGGGGUCAUCACGGCGUGGUCGGGCGACUCCGUGCUCAUGGACGACUCGGUGCCAGCCGACCCUUCCCUGCACGCCCAGCUGCUCAAGUUGGACCAGUCCGUGCAGGCCAGCUUCGGGACAGUGGUCGGGUGGACUGCGGUCAACCUAUCGUACGACACUCAGUGCCUCCAUGGCGAAUGCGGCGUCGGUGAUUGGCUGAGCGACUCCUAUCGCGCAUACGCCAGCGGCUCCCUGGGUUAUCGCGUGCCCAUCGGGCUGGCCAACGGGGGCGCCGUGCGGGGCGCCAUUCCGGCCGGGCCGGUGACUCUGGGCCAGCUACAGCUGACCUUCCCUUUCGGCGCCAACGACCUCUACGUCCUCCGCAUCCUCGGCCUCGACCUACUCGACGCGCUCGAGAACGGCCUCUCGCUGGCCACCGACCCCACCAGCGACCUCACGAACGGCGCCGGGCGCUUCCUGCUCCCCUCGGGUCUCCGGUUCUCGUGGAAUCCGACUGAGACACUGGGAAUGCGGGUGGUUGACGCCUACGUCGAGGUGCAGCAGGACGUGUGGCAGCUGCUCCUGCCCAACGAGAGCUACACUGUGGCCACCGACAGGUGGCUGGCCAAUGGCGGGGACAACUUCACGAUGAUCCGGGAGCGCGCCACCCAACGCUACCCCGCGGGCGGCAACGUGAACGCGGUGCUCUUCCAGGCGCUCGCCGGCAACGCGACCGGUCUGCAGACCCAGCGCAUCACCACGACCAGCGCGGCGUCGCGGCGCACCUGCCUCGCGGCCGACGGCUCGAUCUGCAGCGGCAACGGGUACUGCCGCACAGGUGAGUGUCAUUGCACAGUCGCCGAGGCAUCGGGCACACUGUGCAUGACACGCCCAGCCCAAGCCGACUCCUCAACAGACCACGCCAUCGCCAUCUCGCUGGGCGUCGUGCUGCCACUGUUGGCGGCCGUCGCGGUUACCGUCGCGGUCUGCGCCCUGCUCGUGCGGGCCAAGAAGAAGAAGGAGAGCGACAGCUGGGAGAUCGACACGUCGGAGCUGGACAUGGGCCAGCAGCUGGGCGCCGGCGGCUUCGGCCAGGUCUACCAGGCCGUGUGGAAGGGCACCGACGUCGCGGUCAAGGUCGUGCCAGCGGGCGAUGUUCAGCAGGGCAAGGCCGUGUGCAAGACCUUCAAGCACGAGGUGCGGGUGAUGCGCGAGCUCAGGCAUCCGAACGUGGUGCUGUUCAUGGCGGCGUGCACCAAGCCCCCAAGACUGUGCAUCGUCAUGGAGCUCAUGGAGCUCGGCUCGCUCUACGACGCAGCCUUUCAAGCUGCGCGGGGCAUGUACUUCCUGCACUCGUCCGGCAUCGUGCAUCGAGAUCUCAAAUCGCUCAACUUGCUGCUCGACAGCAAGUGGAACCUAAAGGUCAGCGACUUUGGAUUGACCCGGUUCCGGACCGACCUGAAGAUGGCAACCGGCUGCAAGGCCCACGGCACCAUCCACUGGGCUGCGCCCGAAGUCAUUGAGGAGUCACCGCACAUCGACUACAGCCUGACUGACGUAUACUCGUUCGGGGUGGUCCUCUGGGAGCUCCUCACGCGAGAGACGCCCUACAGCGGAAUGAGCCUGGCCGCCAUCGCCGUCGGCGUGCUGCGCGACAACCUCAGGCCGGCGCCGCUCGAUGAGAACCCGACCGCACAGAGAUUCGAGCCGCUAGAGGCCAUCAUGGUCGAGUGUUGGCAUCGGGACCCGGCCAUGCGCCCCUCGUUCCACGACAUCAUGGGCCGCGUUUCGGCCAUCGGCCCCAAGCCCGACGACGCCGCAGUGCGCCUGCAAAGGCAAAGCAGCAGCAGCAGCAGCGAAACUUCGCUGUCCUCCGACCACUACUCGUGGGGCCUCGACUCCCUGGCCGCGCCGGCCACCGACGUGGCGGUGACGGUGGCGUUCAGUGAUGUGGCCGACACUGCCAUACUCUGGGAAUCGAAUCCGCAGGCCAUGCGAGAAGCCAUGCUGUGCUACAACGAGCUCCUGCGCAGCCUUCUGGCUGCCCACCACGGCUACGAGGCCACUGGUAGCGCAACACGCCACAGGGACCCGGUGUCCAGUCGUUGGGGAUACAGCGGUGCGGCUGUCAACGUCGCCCUGGAGCUCACGCAGCACGCCGAGGGCGGCCAGGUGCUCGUGUCCGACUCGGUCGUAUGUGCCAUCAUCGCUCAGCAGCCAAAGGUGGACUUCGAUCAGCGGUUCCACACGGUGGGAGCCGUUCACGUCGAGGCCUGCGUUGCCGAUGACCUACUCGACUCAGGAGCCGACACCGACUCCAGAGCGACACAAGCCGUCCAAGUGUUCGAGAUGCGGCCGCUGGCCGCCGACGCCGACGACUCGAUCAACGAGCUGGGUGGUAGCAAGCGACAGCUCGAGCGGGUCGCGAUUGGAAGCGCCAACGCGUGCAGGUACAUCGUGGCCCAUGGAGACCUGACGCUCAGCGACCAGCCCGCCGGGCAGGGCGGCCACGGAUGGGUUUACAGAGGCCGAUGGCGCGGCAUUGAGGUGGCGGUCAAGCGGCUGGCUGGCAAGCGGUUCGACGAGGAGAGCCGUCUGCGCUUCCGCGAGGAGGCGGCCCUGCUGGCUCAGCUGCGGCAUCCGCACGUGGUGCUGUUCAUCGGCGUGUGCCUGCGCGCGCCCAACGAGCUGGGCUGGCCGCUGCGACUCUCCCUGGUGCGGGGCAUAGCCCUCGGGCUGGCCUUUCUCCACUCAUGCGCGCCACCGAUUCUGCACCGCGACCUCAACUCGUCCAACGUGCUCAUCGACGACUUGUGGAAUUCAAAGAUCGCCGACUUUGAGCUGGCGCGAAUGAAGCAAGAGAACGCCACGACGAUGCCCUGGUGCAUGGCACCAGCGUGGACGGCGCCCGAGAUCGUGCGGCGCGAGAGAUACACAGAGCCGGCCGACAUCUUCUCACUAGGCAUCAUAAUGUGGGAGGUGGCCACACGCGAGCUGCCCUUUUCCGGCGACGAGAACGCUCGAGUGGCCCUCCACAUCGUUGAGGGCAAACGGCCCCCGCUUCCGGCCGGUGUGCCUCCUGGCUACGGUGAAUUGAUGCAGGCUUGCUGGCACGAGCAGGCACUCCAGCGACCCAGCGCUGAGCAGGUCGCCAACAUGCUGGCGCUCCUGGUGCAGGGUGGCAACCAUUCUGAGGUGUAG
This is a messenger RNA of Acanthamoeba castellanii str. Neff, 4065 nucleotides long. Its product is annotated as protein kinase domain containing protein. Lineage: Eukaryota; Discosea; Longamoebia; Acanthamoebidae. Gene Ontology annotation, molecular function: ATP binding; protein kinase activity; hydrolase activity. Bases 1 to 4065 code for a protein of 1354 amino acids. The record is from RefSeq and is a predicted model, not a curated record. Gene Ontology annotation, biological process: protein phosphorylation; nucleotide catabolic process. The transcript is spliced from 8 exons.